Parnassius apollo (apollo) is the source of this 525-nucleotide messenger RNA. The record is from the annotation of a GenBank genome assembly. Lineage: Eukaryota; Metazoa; Arthropoda; Insecta; Lepidoptera; Papilionidae.
AUGCAUCGUCUUUUUGCUGAGCUGGAGCCAUCUUUAACCGUCACAGAGCAAAACCUGGCAGACCGAGUUCGGUAUAUCUUGCGCUCAAAUAUAUUUGAUGUCGCCGAACUCGAACGGCUACGACGUGAGGCUGUUCCCUCGUCGGAUGAGAAUGCUACGGCGCCACAAAUGGUAGAGCAACCCGCAAACGUGGAUGCCGCCGUGAAUACCCCAGUUGUGGUUGAUUCAAACGAUGAUGGAAUAGUCGCCCAGGAACUGGAAUUAGAGCAUAUGAGGAGUAUAUUGGAAGAGGUAAUUGUGGAAACGCGCAGUACGCCUCUCGAAAAUCGACCGCGACUUCCCCGCAUAGCCCUAAGCAAGCGAAAUCGGGCUGUCGUGAGGGCUCUGAACCCAAUGCUGGUGACCUAUUUGGAAGCCAGCCGGGACCUUUGCGAGACGGACUCAAUUCUUUUUGGCGCCGUACUGGCCGUCUACCGUAUUAUAGACGCCAAAGGUUUCCACGGCUGGACGCGCUACUGGCCAUAG